Molecule: messenger RNA, 1309 nt
Organism: Exserohilum turcica Et28A
Lineage: Eukaryota; Fungi; Ascomycota; Dothideomycetes; Pleosporales; Pleosporaceae
Exons: 2
Coding region: 91-834 (247 amino acids)
Source: RefSeq, a predicted model, not a curated record
GGAAUUGAUUGCUGAGCAGAAGAACAAUCCAGCUGUAGUCACUUUGUUAAUUUUGCCACCAUUGCAUUUUACAUUCACCCACAGACGGCCAUGACAUCACGACUCAUCACCAUUGUCGCGGGCGUGGGCGGCGGCACUGGCGCCUCGAUUGCGCGCAAGUUCUCUGCCAAAUACCCCGUUGUGCUGCUGGCGCGCAAGCCCGAAAACUACGAGAGCAUUGCGGCCGACAUCAAUGCGAGCGGCGGCAAGGCCAUUGGCAUCAGCGCCGACGUGUCUGACGCGGCGAGUCUGCAGCGGGCCGUCGAGGCCAUCAAGCAGGAGUUCGGAGCCGAUGUGGGCGCGGCCGCGGCCAUUUUCAAUGCGUCUGGGGGAUUUAUGCGCAAGCCGUUUCUCGACGUGUCGCCAGACGUGUUCCAGAGCAGUCUGAAUGUCAGUGCCAUGGGGGGCAUUCUCUUCAGUCAGUCGGUGCUGCCGCUGCUGCUCAAGGGCGUGGAGCUCAAGUCGGAACACCCGCCGUCGCUCAUCUUCACGGGCGCAACGGCGUCGGUCAAGAGCAGUGCGCAGAUGUCGUCGUUCUCGACGGGCAAGUGGGCGCUGCGGGCGCUCAGCCAGAGCCUGGCACGCGAGUUUGGGCCUCAGGGAGUCCAUGUUGCGCAUGCGGUGAUUGAUGGAGUCAUUGAUACGCCGAGGACCAAGGAGUGGUUGAAGGACAUGCCUGCCGAGGCCAAGUUGAGCGCUGAUGGGAUUGCAAAUGAUUACUGGUGGUUGCACACGCAGCCCAAGACAAACUUUACGUGGGAGAUUGAUCUCCGACCGGCGGUUGAGAAGUGGUAAGAUCGGUGUAGGACGGUAGGACGGGGCUGUGAUUUGCUGGCAGUGAGAGAGGGGGGAAGGCAAAAAGGACGCCAAGUAGGUGUUGAAAAGGUUGUGGGUGGUGAGAAUGUAGUCUUGUCCAUGGUUGUCCUCUUUGGUGUUUUGUUGCAUAGGUGCAUGCCAAGCUUGAUGUGACUUCAGAGGUGCAGGUGAAGUCGAGGUGGCAUGGGCGGCCACGAGACAGCGCUGGCACAUGUGAGUGGCCCGAUGCGGGCAUUGUCAACCCGCGCAGGGCUUCCUCUCUCGACACGAAGGACUGUUUUUCCAUGCCUGUCAGAUUAUCGCGGGCCCGAUUAUGCGACUAAACGGCCAUGGUGGACUGGGUUGACGGGCGGACAUGGGGCCAAGGGCAUGGUGUGUAUACAAGCCGGCCAUGGAGCGCCUGGCGCGGGAUGGCCGUGUCGCGGCAAACACGUGAGCUUCACCGUAUGUCGCA